UGCAAGAGCAACAUAGCACCACGACCACGUACGUAGUAGUGUCCAUAAGUUGCUCCCCAAGAUCAUCAAUGGCGAAGGCACCUGGUGCUUCGCUCGGCCCCGUCCCUUUUGCGGACGUCGAAGCUGACUCAGGCUUGGUCUCCGGCGUGCCGGAGCAGCUUCCAGAGGAGCACGCCGACGCCGACCUUGUGUCCGCCCUGCCGAGCGCGCCCAUGGCCAUGGGCAUAUCGAACCUCCGUUUCUACGAGGGAUGCUGGCUGCCGGAGUGGUCUGUCCCGGCGGCCGUCGCCCUACAGCGCCGCUUCGAGCCCCGCCGGGACGAUGUCAUCGUUGCCAGCUUCCCCAAGUGCGGCACCACGUGGGUCAACGCGCUGACGUUCGCCACCAUGGCGCGGCGCGCCUACCCCGCCGCCGGCGCCGGGCACCCGCUGCUACGCCUCAACCCGCACCAGUGCAUCCCUUUCCUGGAGGGCCUAUUCGGCAGCCGGCGCGGGGAGGCCAAGCUCGAGGCGCUACCUUCCCCGCGCGUCAUGAACACGCACAUGCCGCUGGCCAUGAUACCGCGAGCCGCCGCGCCCGGCGGGGGCGGGUGCAAGGUCGUGUACGUCUGCAGGGAGCCCAAGGACAUGGUGGUCUCGCGGUGGCACUUCCACCGGCAGCUGCAUCCCGAGCUGGCGUUCGCCGACGUCUUCGAGGCCGUGUGCAGCGGCGCGGUGGCGUACGGACCAGUGUGGGACCACAUGCUCGGCUACUGGAGCGCCAGCACGGCGAGGCCUGACAGCGUGCUCUUCUUGCGGUACGAGGAGCUGCUGCGCGACCCCGCCGAGCACGUCAGGGCGCUGGCGCGGUUCGUGGGGCUGCCUUUCUCCGGCGCCGAGGAGGAUGCCGGCGCCGUCCACGACAUCGUCAAGCUCUGCAGCUUCGGCCACCUCAAGAACCUGGAGGCCAACAAAACGGGCCACGUGAAUCCCAUCCUCCAGAUCCCGCGCGGCGCGCUAUUCAGGAAAGGCGCGGCCGGUGACUGGGUGAAUCACAUGACGCCGGAGAUGGCGCGACGCCUUGACGAGAUCGUCGCCGACAAGCUCCAUGCCUCAGGGCUCACCUUCCAUGAGUGACGACUCGACUGAGAGCAUAUACAUAGAUGAUGCAAAUUUAGAGAUCUAAAACUAGAUCUAUAAUUUACAUCAUUAAAAGGUGCAUUUUACAUCUAAAAACAAGUAACUCUAACGGAUGAUGUAUAUUGAUGAUGUUAAAGUUCAACUUCAAUAGAUGAUGCACAUUGAAGAUGUAAAAAAAGGGUGGCGCACCAAAAUAGUUGCACCUCUCGUGCGCGUCAACCAGUUCUCUCUGGAUGAACUCACGACCAAACAUGGAACCGCCGUGCUUUCGCUUCUUCCUCUUGUGCAUCGCCACUAGCAUAGCAAUGUCCUCUUCUUGGGUGAAAUCAAAUUCCUCAUCCGACAAGGGAAUCGUCCAUGAAAAAGGAGUCGCACGAGCUCAUCUACAAUGGGGAAAUCACCGUCAAACUACAUCUUCAACCCCGAUGCUCUUAUUAAGUUCAUGGUGUAGUGUCGAUGCUCAUUGGGCAUUCAUCAUCACAUCCACAGUUGGAUGAUGCUACUGCUAACAAAUUAGUUCAUUCUUUAAACAAACUCGUGAAACACGGGUAUGUAUGCUUCACUUUGUUUAGGCCACUAUGACGAGGCAUUAUGGUGUCAUACUGACGUGACAAUGUAUAUAUCCUUAAUUAAGUUAGGGUGAUUUCCACGAGUACCGACAU
Molecule: messenger RNA, 1780 nt
Organism: Aegilops tauschii subsp. strangulata
Lineage: Eukaryota; Viridiplantae; Streptophyta; Magnoliopsida; Poales; Poaceae
Product: cytosolic sulfotransferase 5
Molecular function (GO): sulfotransferase activity
Source: RefSeq, a predicted model, not a curated record